This is a messenger RNA of Drosophila eugracilis, 1640 nucleotides long. It is a transcript of the gene meigo, whose product is annotated as solute carrier family 35 member B1 homolog. The coding region runs from base 98 to 1192 and encodes 364 amino acids. Gene Ontology annotation, biological process: UDP-galactose transmembrane transport. Gene Ontology annotation, molecular function: UDP-galactose transmembrane transporter activity; UDP-glucose transmembrane transporter activity. Gene Ontology annotation, cellular component: endoplasmic reticulum membrane; Golgi membrane. The transcript is spliced from 3 exons. The record is from RefSeq and is a predicted model, not a curated record. NCBI's taxonomy places the organism in Eukaryota, Metazoa, Arthropoda, Insecta, Diptera, Drosophilidae.
GCUACAAGACAUCUUAACCCCCAACACUGACCACGUAUUUGAUUUGAUUACUUGAUAGUUAACGUCGAAUCACGGCACUUCCAGCCGCCUCCGGUGUAUGCCAACUGGCGACAAUCGUGCAUUAAAUCCAACUCAAUCGACAGUAAAUCAAAAACUCCCAACCACGCCCGCCAUGAAUCUGCCGGAACGCAGCCGCUUUGUAAUCUACGCCGUGGGAAUCUUUGUAUGCUACUUCUUGUACGGUAUUGUUCAGGAGAAAUUGACGAGGGGUCGCUAUGGCGAGGAGGUCCAGACGGAUGGAUCCGUUGGCGAACGCUUUACCUAUGCCUUGGCUCUGGUUUGGGUGCAGUGCCUCUGCAACUAUGUGUUUGCCAAGGUUCUCUUGACCGUGCGGCCGCAGAAAGAGGACACCACCAACGCGGGCUCCUACGUGGCUUGUUCACUGACCUAUCUUUUGGCUAUGGUUUCAACUAAUAUGGCCAUGCGCUGGGUUCCCUAUCCAACUGCCGUUGUCGGCAAAUCUGCCAAACCCAUUCCCGUUAUGAUCCUGGGCGUUCUUAUUGGCAGGAAAUCCUACAGCUGGACUCGUUAUGCCUGCGUGCUGACUAUUGUAUUGGGAGUAAUCCUGUUUAUGUACAAGGAAGGCAAGGUAUCAAAUUUGCCGGCUGAGACGACGCUCCUCGGCGAGGUGUUGCUCUUUCUCAGCCUCUCCAUGGAUGGGUUGACUGGAGCAGUGCAGGAGCGUAUUCGCGCGGCAAGUGCGCCUUCGGGCCAGCAAAUGAUGAAAGCCAUGAACUUUUGGAGCACCCUAAUGCUGGGCGCUGCCAUGGUUUUUACAGGUGAGGCCAAAGAGUUCUUGUACUUUACCGUCCGCCAUCCCGAAGCCUGGACUCAUUUGUCGCUAAUUGCUGUGUGCGGUGUUCUUGGCCAGUUCUUUAUCUUUUUGAUGGUGGCCAACUUUGGACCAUUGGCCUGCUCAGUGGUAACAACCACGAGAAAGUUCUUCACCGUACUGUGCUCUGUCCUGCUGUUUGGAAAUGUCCUUAUUGCCCGCCAAUGGCUUGGAGCUGUCCUGGUAUUCGCCGCCCUCUUUGUGGAUAUGCUUUACGGCAAGAAGGCGCCUGUGGCUUCGACAAAGAAGCCACCUGUCGAGGGCAAGUUGCUCGAAGAAAAAAAGAAACUGAAUUCUUAGAAUUUACUAGAUGAUUGCUUAGUCUAAUGUAUAUAAACAAAUUUAGAGAAGACAACGCUUUAGCCUCAAGUGGCUGCUGCGCCAACAUUUCAUUUUUCCUGGAACUGCUAAUCGUACAAAGGAUUUUAGCUAUAACGAACACAGCAUUCGGUACUUGAUCUGCAAACCAUAAACAGUCGUUCUAAGUUUACUAAAUUAUUGAUACAUAUUAGAAAAAUAACCAAUAUUUUCCAAAAGUUUACAACGGACCUUAGGGUCUCUGACAUACAGGAUAAUUCAAUCAUUUAAUGCUAUAGUUUAUAAUUAAAACAUGUUUUUUGUAUUAUUGUAUGUUGUAUUUUUUAGAAACCCCAUCUACUAGCAUUUAUUUAAAAACCUGAUAAAAGUAACUUGACCUUACAAAGGCAAAUGGAUUUAAUAUAAAAAUAAUAAUUUAAUUUGGACUUUA